CUGCAGUGGUUGGUGUCUCUCAGGGAAGGAACGAUGCUGUUGUUGGUUAUUGUCAGUGUUUUUCUCUCCGUGGGUCACUCAGAUCCCGCUGUGGACUCCUCGUACGUCGCUGCGGUCUAUGAGCACCACGUCGUCCUGAACCCGGAUCCUGGAGUCCCUCUGAGCCGCAGCGAAGCUUUGCAACACCUGAAGAAGAACCUGGACAUCUACGAGGAGCAGGCAGCCCGGGCAGCCCAGCAGGGGGCUCAGAUCCUCGUGUUUCCGGAAGAUGGCCUCCAGGGUUUCAACUUCACCCGCUCAUCCAUCUCCAGCUACCUGGAAACCAUUCCUGACCCCCAGCAGGAGAGCUGGAACCCUUGCACAGAGCCAGGAAGAUACAACACCACUGAGGUUCUCCAGAGGUUGAGCUGUAUGGCCCGUCGGUACAACCUCUACCUGGUGGCAAACAUGGCCGUCUGCAGCCCUUCCCCUGCAGAGCGCUCCUCCUCCUCCUGUCCGCUGAUGGACGCUGGGCAGUUCAACACUGAUGUGGCUUUUCAGGUAGAGUGCAGACCUGAAAGUAGAAAUCUACAAAAUGCUCAAACACACAGCUUCUGGCUGUACUUCGAGCAGGCCUUCGACAAACUCCGCAGCCUGAGAUUCAUAACAUUUGAUACGCUUUUGCGGGAAAGUUUGGGCCUCAUCAUCUGCUUUGACAUCCUGUUCCAUGAUCCUACAGUUGCCCUGGGUGUACGUCAGCUGAUCUUCCCCACAGCCUGGAUGAGCCAGCUUCCCCUCUUGGAUUCCAUCCAGUUUCAGCGGGCGUUUAGUCUGGGUGCUAAUGUCAGUCUACUGGCUGCAAACAUCCGCCACGACCGACUCAUCAUGUCAGGAAGCGGAAUCUACACACCUUUUUCAGCCACCUACCACCACGCAAAGACAGGAGCAGAGGAGGGGAGGCUGCGGUGGUGGCAAGAGUGCCCAGUGCUAGACCCACUGUGGGCGGGACAGGGCGUAGCUACAGAGUCGUCAUCAUCAUCGGCUACAGAUUCUGGCUACUGCCACCAAGACAGCUGCAUUGAUCCUCCUCCUCCUCCGGUCCCUCCCUCCUAUGUCACCUUCACCUCAUCCAUGAUGUAUGAUCCAUUUAAAUUCAUCCUCUUAAACAACACAGAGGACAAGCUUCAAGUGUGCGACGGCGCUUUUUGCUGUCGCCUGCAGUACAAGUUUCUACCACAAGACGGCAGUAAAGAGCUCUAUGCUCUGGGUGCCUUUGCAGGAACUCACGUUGUCAACGGACGUUACGCCCUGCAGGUGUGUGCAGUCGUCCGCUGUGCAGACCUGGAAGCAGGCUCCUGUGCGACAAGAAGUGAAAGAAGCAGAGUCGAAAAUGGAGUUGUUCUUGAGGGGAUGUUCGGGACCAGAUAUGUGUAUCCAUCAGUUUUGGCGAGCGGUGUGGUCCUGGAGCAGCCACAGACUCUGGAGAAAACUGCAGAUGGGAGAGUGACCAUGAAACACUGGAACAUGACAGGCGGCCUGGUUACUGCCUGUCUGUAUGGACGAAUGUACCACCUGGACAGUGAGUAGAUGUGCCGCAAAGAGGGGACACUAAAUGCGUUUAAAAUGAUAAAAACAGCUGAAAAUGUUCCGGUAAUGACAUUCAGCUUUUGUAUUAUAUCAUAUACAAACUAAAAUCAAAAACAAAUUUCUUUAUUCAUCUACUUUUACUUAAUCUUUACAAACAUUGCACCAAGUAGCAUUCAUCCUCCGCCUGAAAGUUGCAUAUUCCUAUAAAGGCAAUAUUUAAUCAUUUCUCUCGCUCUCACUCCCCCACACACACACACACAGUCACACACAUAUUCACACAGUAUUCGCCACUUUCCCGCCUCCAGUACGGAACAGACAUUAAGUAGUUACAGCAUCACAAGUGAAUAAUUCCUUGGGCCGCUCAUUCAGGCUGUCAGCCAACUGACUCCUGAACCAGUUGUACAGUAAAUGGGUCUUACAUCCACCUGCUGUCAGGAUCACCCCUCAAGGAUUCAAUCAAUAAAUACACAGGAUUCACAAAUGACCUCCUCUCCUUAGGAAUCGAAAAGUGGUUCCUAAUUCUCAACACAGCAUUCCCAGUGUCCUUGAGUGACAGUCGUCGGUGUCUGCCGUCACAGCUAAAGAAGACCUCGGAAUAAAAAAAAAAAAAAAAAACCAACCUAAAAGUACAGCAGGGAAAACACUUAAUCACGUGUCCCGCAAGAUUGUCCCUCUGUUUUGUUUUUCUUUUGAAUAUUGUGCCUAAACAGCAGUCCUCUGUAGAUGCUUCUCUAAUAAAAUGGAAGGAAA
Acanthochromis polyacanthus (spiny chromis) is the source of this 2316-nucleotide messenger RNA. RefSeq names its product biotinidase (gene btd). Lineage: Eukaryota; Metazoa; Chordata; Actinopteri; Pomacentridae. The record is from RefSeq and is a predicted model, not a curated record.